GUCCUCACAGCCUCCUCGCUCAGCUCCGUCUGCCUCUGCCACAGCCUCCUGCUUGGCUUUCUGUCUUGGGCGUCCUCCUCCUGGCUCUCUGCCCCCACUUCUCCUUUCGUUCUCCUCCCCCCAGAGGAGGGGGUGCUGACAGCCUACAACCUGGAACCCAGUAGGGGACGGAGGCGGGGCCAGGGCAGCAAGGGUUAAAGCGCCACCGCGCCGCUCCAGUGAAAGUCCCAGCGGGGUGGGUGGUGGGAGCCUCAGGCCGGUCACCCCCGGAGGGCAAGGCACGGUUUCCUUCCUGGUCAUCCCAAGUGCUUGCUCUCCCUCGCCUGCUGGCUUUGGCCUCAGCUGCCUGAGUCAAAGCCAGGGUGGCUACCAGCCACGGUAAUGUGGUUUCUGCCCUGGCCCCUAGAACACACACACACACACACACAUGCACACACACACACACACACACACACACACACACACGCACACACGCACGCACGCUUUGUCCCUACUGCUACCCCCACCUCCUCCCUCCCUCCCUCCUUCCCUCCCUCCCUCCUUCCCUCCCUCCCUCCUUCCCUCCCUCCCCUCCUUCCUUACUUAGCAACAACUCCCUGAAUUCACAACAAACACGCCUGUAGGCUCCUGGUCUGACUAGGGAAAGCUGGAGAAAGCUGAGGACUGGGAGGAGGCACUUCUAGACUGUCCUCAGGAGGGAAGGGCUUCAAAGUCCCCCACCCUCCCUGCCGGAGGCAACCACCCCUCAGGGACGGGGAGGAGGUGGUCCGGCUUCCAACUCAGGCAAUGAAAAAAGUGUGGGGGGGGGGCAGUGCCAGGUGUGGCUGAGCAGGUGGGGGGGCCGGGCUGGGACUCUGCUAGGGAGUCCCACUUGACCUUUGACCUCCACCUGCGGAGUGGGAGGGGCCGCAGACUCCUCCUGCCUCUGGGCCUCUCGGCAGGAGCCUGUGCUGUUGUCACGGUCCCAGACUCUUAGGGACCAGGAUGGGUGACAACGUAACGGAUGGGGGGUGGGCAGGGCUGGAGUGGCCCAAGAACUUUGCUCUCAGAGCCCCAGUGGGCCAGGCACCUGUGUUGAGGGGGUGGGGAGUGGUGGCCUCUCUUUGAUCUCUUCCCUGGGCAGGAACUGUGGCCUCCAGCUGGGACCUGGUGCACAUCAGGCUUGGAGGGAGUGUGGAAUGAGGGAGUGAGGCACCAUUCUUUCGGCACAGUGCAGAGGGCUGCUACCAGGGUGAACCUGCAUUGGGAAAUGGUUAAGAGCCUGAUUACUGGAGUGUCUGGGUUCAAAUCCUGACUCUUCUAAUUUUGGACUGUGUGCCUUAGGCAAGUUACUCAACUUCCCUGUGCCUCAGUUUUCUUAUCUGUAAAGUGGGGAUAAUGAGAGAACUUUCUUGUAGAGUACUGAAUUAGAGGACUAAAUUAGAGAAUGCACAUGAAGCCUUCAGGACAGCUUGAUGUUACAGAGUAAAUGCUCAAUAAAUAUUAGAGCUCCUCCUCCUUAUUAUUAGUCAUAGCUCUUCACAGGAACUUGUGGUCCUCCCAGGGGCUUUAGCAGGGGAAGAAUGGAUGGGGGUGGGGGAGAGAGAGCCUUUCCAACACUUCAGACUCCUAGAUUCUAAUACCCUUCCAGACCCACCUUCUUGCUGCCUCAGUUUCCCCACUGAGGGGAAACGGACAUCUUAGUUGCACGUUUGCCAAAUAACCAUGGGCCUGGAGAGGGAUCUGAGGACGUAGGGCCCGUCCCCCUCCCCAUCUCCCAGCACUUCCCAGGGCUGAGCCCUCCCUGCCCCAGGAUGUUAGCUCAGGUCAGCUUCAACACCCCUCCCACCAUCCUAUCCCCUGCUGCUCUGUUCCUUCUUCACCAGGCUGAACAGCCAUUAAGAUGCACUGUCCUUAAAUGGCUUGAAUGGCCGCCUCCUCUCUUUCCUGGCCUAAGGGGUCAGGGACCUUCCUUGGAGAGGAGAGGAGCAGUGUGGAGCUGUGACAUGGAGGGCAGCUGUUCGGCCUGCCUUGGGGCCCAGGGUCCACUGGAUUCCCUGUACCCUGCCUGGGCAUUUUCUCUGAGCGUGGCGGGGCAGUGCCCAGGCCUGUGAUAUGUGUAGAAGCCCAGAUGGGCAUGCCUGGCACCUGCUGUACACAGAUGGGCAGGAAGCCCAUCCUGAAGCCCAGCAAGGGUGGGGUCAUGUCCAGCAUCGAGAGGCCCCCCACCCCCCACCGCCCCACCAGAAUCCUUUCCUCUGCUGUGUGGGGGAGUGUGGGCAGCGCUGGGAAGAGUUCUGUUUCAACCCUGUGUGCCCUGGGGGACGCCAGGGGAGGAUGCUGAGUGACUUUGGGUGAGCAAGGCCCCGCAAGGCCCUGGGAUGAGAGUGGGAGGAUGGCGGGGCUAGGGCUUGGGAACUUCUGGGUGCGGAGCCCACAAGGCGGGGAGGAUGGGGCAGCAGGCACGGUGUGCCCACAAGGAGGGAAGCUCUGCAGACAAGUGGUUUGGUCUUCUGGGGAGUGAGUGUCCAGAUCUCCAGAGUGGAUUCAGAUGUGGCAGGGUGCCUGGGAUACCAGGGCUCCUGGGUACCUUCUCUGGCCUGGUACCAAGAGGGGUGGGCUGGAGCCCCUGGCUCUACUCAGCACCUCCUUCUGGUACAGAGGGGACACCCCCCUUCCAUGGGCCUGGGAGUGUGGGCUCAGUGUUGGCCUGGGCCAUGCCUCACUGCUGGGCUGGCCAUGCUGCCUUUGCCCAGCCCCUGGGGCCUGUUCCUUGGGCAGGCUGGGGCUAUUUUUGGGAUCGGGCUGGGGCUCUGGGGCUGGUUUCAGAUGUUCCAAUGUGAACAGGAGAAAAUGGGAACAGAUGGCUGGAGGGUUCCAAUCAGCGGGUCCUGCUGGGAGCAGGUUAUUUUUAGGGCCUUGUUAACCCUUUGGGGACUGUGGAGCCACCCUGAGAGGGACAGCCCUCUCUAGAUGAGAAGAGGACAGGUCUUCUCUCUGGACCUCUGCUUUCAGAACUGCCUGUCCCAGUUGCUCUUCUUUCCCUCUCAGACCCUCCACUCUUUAAAGAGCCCCAUGGCAAGAAAGUAGGCUCCAGCCUCCUUCCAGCCCAGACCCUGCAGGGAGACUGCCAUGGGUAGGAGGGGGAGAGGCGUGGCUGGUGGAGGGGUUGUGGGCCACUGUUGAAAGGAAACUCCCCUUUGCUUUUCUCCUGGGGUUUUGAGACAGCCCUGAGGCUAAGAGAGUGGAUAACUGCUCUCUGGGUUCCUGCUCUGGGUUUGAGUGUCUGUCAAUAAACCCAGCGAUGCCCAGGGGAGUGCUAGCUGAGGGAGCUGGCCUCUGUGAGGACAGAGAAAGAACCAACUUCUUGUACGUGGUACCACUGAGAUGACGCCCAUGGGCCUGGAUCCCUUGGAUCCUCAAGAGCAAAUAUCAGAGGAGGGGUGGGGUCAUGUCAGCAUCCAGAGGACCCCCCAGCAUCCUUUCCUGUGCUACGUGGUCCCUGCUCCAGUCCCGAGUACCUGGCUGGGCCCUGGGCACGCACAGGGGCCGUAGCCCCACUGUGUGUGGGCGCCAUGAGGAUCCUGGCUAACCAGACAAGGUUACCCCACCCCAGGAGGAGAGAAGCUCCAGGGAGCCCGCCGCUGUCCCCCCGCGGCCACUGCCCCCCUGCCCCAGCCAAGCCAAUGCACCCAGAAAAUAAGUUGACCAAUCAUGGCAAGACAGGGAAUGGCGGGGCCCAAUCCCAGCACCAGAAUGUGAACCAAGGACCCACCUGCAACUUGGGCUCGAAGGGCGUGGGGGCGGGGAACCAUGGGGCCAAGGCCAACCAGAUCUCACCUAGCAACUCAAGUCUGAAGAACCCCCAGGCAGGGGUGCCCCCUUUCAGCUCGCUCAAGGGCAAAGUGAAGAGGGAGCGGAGCGUGUCUGUGGAUUCCGGGGAACAGCGAGAGGCUGGGACCCCAUCCCUGGAUUCGGAGGCCAAAGAGGGGGCACCCCGGAGCAAGCGGCGCUGCGUGCUGGAGCGGAAGCAGCCAUACAGCGGGGACGAGUGGUGCUCAGGCCCGGACAGCGAGGAGGACGACAAGCCCCUUGGGGCCACCCACAAUUGUAAUGUAGCAGAUCCAGCCAUGGCGGCCCCACAGCUGGGUCCUGGCCAAGCCACCCAGCUGCCCCUCAGUGAGAGCAGUGCACCAGGCCCCCCGCAUGGGCCCCCACCAGGCCUUCGGCCCGACGCCCCUGGGGGCGGAGGCGGGAGUGUCCCCGGAAAGCCUCCCUCCCAGUUUGUGUAUGUCUUCACCACCCACCUGGCCAACACGGCUGCAGAGGCAGUGCUGCAGGGCCGGGCCGACUCCAUCCUCGCCUACCACCAGCAGAACGUGCCCCGGGCCAAGCUGGACCAGGCCCCCAAAGUGCCACCCACCCCAGAACCACUACCCCUGAGCACACCAUCAGCAGGCACCCCUCAGUCCCAGCCUCCUCCACUGCCGCCACCGCCGCCCCCAGCCCCGGGCAGCGCCCCCCCUGCUCUGCCUUCUGAGGGGCCUCCUGAGGACACCGGUCAGGACCUGACACCCAACUCGGUGGGAGCCGCGAGCACAGGUGGUGGGACUGGGGGUACCCACCCUAACACCCCUACAGCUUCCACUGCCAACAACCCGCUGCCUCCCGGAGGAGACCCCAGCAGUGCCCCCGGCCCUACGCUGCUUGGGGAGGCCCCCACCGGAAACGGGCAGCGGAGCCUGGUGGGCUCGGAGGGCCUGUCCAAGGAGCAGCUGGAACAUCGGGAGCGUUCCCUCCAGACGCUCCGAGACAUUGAGCGGCUGUUGCUCCGCAGCGGGGAGACAGAGCCCUUCCUCAAGGGGCCCCCUGGAGGAGCAGGCGAGGGGGGACCGCCAGCGCAAGCCCCUCCUGCCCCCCAGCAGCCACCCACGGCCCCGCCCAGCGGGCUGAAGAAGUACGAGGAGCCCUUGCAGUCCAUGAUUUCGCAGACACAGAGCCUCGGGGGCCCCCCGCUGGAGCAUGAAGUGCCUGGGCACCCCCCGGGCGGGGACAUGGGACAGCAGAUGAACUUGAUGAUGCAGAGGCUGGGCCAAGACAGCUUGACGCCGGAGCAGGUGGCCUGGCGCAAGCUGCAGGAAGAGUAUUACGAGGAGAAACGGCGCAAGGAGGAGCAGAUCGGACUGCAUGGGGGCCGCCCGCUGCAGGACAUGAUGGGCAUGGGGGGCAUGAUGGUGAGGGGGCCACCGCCUCCUUACCACAGCAAGCCUGGGGAUCAGUGGCCCCCCGGGAUGGGCGCCCAGCUGCGGGGGCCCAUGGAUGUCCAAGAUCCCAUGCAGCUCCGGGGCGGACCUCCCUUCCCUGGCCCCCGUUUCCCAGGCAGCCAGAUGCAACGGGUGCCUGGCUUUGGGGGCAUGCAGGGUAUGCCCAUGGAGGUGCCCAUGAACGCCAUGCAGAGGCCUGUGAGGCCGGGUAUGGGCUGGACCGAAGACUUGCCCCCGAUGGGGGGGCCUGGCAGUUUUGCCCAGAACGCCGUGCCCUACCAAGGCGGGCAGGGUGAAGCCGAGCGAUUUAUGACCCCUCGGGUUCGCGAGGAGCUGCUGCGACACCAGCUGCUGGAGAAGCGGUCGCUGGGCAUGCAGCGCCCCCUGGGCAUGGCCGGCAGUGGCAUAGGGCAGGGCAUGGAGGUGGAGCGGAUGAUGCAGGCGCACCGGCAGAUGGAUCCGGCCAUGUUCCCCGGGCAGAUGGCUGGUGGCGAGGGCCUGGCGGGCACUCCCAUGGGUAUGGAGUUUGGCGGAGGUCGGGGCCUCCUGAGUCCCCCCAUGGCGCAGUCUGGGCUGAGGGAGGUGGACCCACCCAUGGGGCCAGGCAACCUCAACAUGAACAUGAAUGUGAACAUGAACAUGAACAUGAACUUGAAUGUGCAGAUGACCCCACAGCAGCAGAUGCUGAUGUCGCAGAAGAUGCGGGGCCCGGGGGACGUGAUGGGGCCACAGGGCCUGAGCCCUGAGGAGAUGGCGCGCGUGCGGGCCCAGAACAGCAGCGGCAUGAUGGGUGGCCCGCAGAAGAUGCUUCUGCCUUCCCAGUUUCCCAGCCAGGGCCAGCAGGGGUUCUCUGGGGGCCAGGGACCCUACCAAGCCAUGCCCCAGGACAUGGGCAAUACUCAAGACAUGUUCAGCCCCGACCAGAGCUCAAUGCCCAUGGCAAAUGUGGGCACCACCCGGCUCAGCCACAUGCCCCUGCCUCCUGCGUCCAAUCCUCCCGGCUCUGUGCACUCAGCCCCUACCCGGGGGCUGGGCAGACGGCCUUCAGACCUCACCAUCAGUAUUAAUCAGAUGGGCUCACCGGGCAUGGGGCACCUGAAGUCGCCCACCCUCAGCCAGGUACACUCACCCCUGGUCACCUCGCCCUCCGCCAACCUCAAGUCACCCCAGACUCCCUCACAGAUGGUGCCCUUGCCUUCGGCCAACCCGCCAGGACCUCUCAAGUCGCCCCAGGUCCUCAGCUCCUCCCUCAGCGUGCGUUCACCCACCGGCUCGCCCAGCAGGCUCAAGUCUCCCUCCAUGGCGGUGCCUUCUCCAGGCUGGGUCGCCUCGCCCAAGACAGCCAUGCCCAGCCCCGGGGUCCCCCAGAACAAGCAGCCGCCUCUGAACAUAAACUCUUCCACCACCCUGGGCAGCAUGGAACAGGGUGCCCUCCCGCCCAGCGGCCCCCGGAGCAGCUCCUCAGCGCCUCCCGCCAACCCUCCCAGCGGCCUCGUGAACCCCAGCCUGCCAUUCACGUCCUCCCCAGACCCCACGCCUUCCCAGAAUCCCCUGUCACUGAUGAUGUCCCAGAUGUCCAAGUACGCCAUGCCCAGCUCCACCCCGCUCUACCACAAUGCCAUCAAGACCAUCGCCACCUCAGACGACGAGCUGCUGCCCGACCGGCCCCUGCUACCCCCGCCGCCACCACCGCAGGGCUCUGGGCCAGGGAUCAGCAAUAACCAGCCCAACCAGAUGCACCUGAACUCAGCUGCUGCCCAGAGUCCCAUGGCCAUGAACGUGCCAGGCCAGCAGCCCCUGUCCCAUGAGCCCCCACCUACCAUGUUGCCCUCCCCCACUCCUCUGGGCUCCAACAUUCCACUGCACCCCAGUGCACAGGGGACAGGAGGGCCCCCUCAGAACUCGAUGAUGCUGGCUCCAGGGGGCCCAGACUCCCUGAACGCCCCCUGCGGCCCUGUGCCCAGCUCCUCCCAGAUGAUGCCCUUUCCCCCUCGGCUGCCGCAGCCCCACGGCGCCAUGGCCCCCAGCGGGGGCGGGGGACCCGGCCUGCAGCAGCACUACCCUUCGGGCAUGCCCCUGCCCCCAGAGGACCUGCCCAGCCAGCCGCCAGGCCCCAUGCCCCCCCAGCAGCACCUGAUGGGCAAAGGCAUGGCCGGGCGCAUGGGCGACGCAUACCCGCCGGGCGUGCUUCCUGGGGUGGCGUCCGUGCUGAACGACCCUGAGCUGAGCGAGGUGAUCCGGCCCACCCCGACGGGGAUCCCCGAGUUCGACUUGUCCAGGAUCAUCCCCUCGGAGAAGCCAAGCAGCACCCUCCAGUACUUCCCCAAGAGUGAGAGCCAGCCCCCCAAGGCCCAGCCCCCCAACCUGCACCUCAUGAACCUGCAGAACAUGAUGGCGGAGCAGACCCCCUCCCGGCCCCCCAACCUCCCGGGCCAGCAGGGCGUCCCGCGGGGGCUCAGCAUGUCCCUGUGCCACCCCGGACAGAUGUCCUUGCUGGGCAGGACAGGUGUGCCCCCCCAGCAGGGCAUGGUGCCCCAUGGCCUGCACCAGGGGGUCAUGUCUCCCGCGCAAGGCCUCAUGACCCAGCAGAAUUUCAUGCUGAUGAAGCAGCGGGGCGUGGGGGGGGAGGUGUACAGCCAGCCCCCCCACAUGCUCUCCCCCCAGGGCUCCCUCGUGGGCCCCCCGCCCCAGCAGAACCUCAUGGUGUCCCACCCCCUGCGGCAGCGCAGUGUGUCUCUGGACAGCCAGAUGGGCUACCUCCCAGCGCCGGGCGGCAUGGCCAACCUGCCCUUCUAGCGGUCCCCGUGGGGGGCUUGGAGCUGGGGUGACACUGCAAAUACGAUAACCUUAAAAAAGUGUCUUCCCCUCCAGUGUUGGGAUGGCCUGGAUCAAGGGGUGGGGUGGAGGGGGUGGGAGGGGGCUUGUGUGGGGAGUGGCAUGUGUGGAAACCGGAUGUGCUGGCAGCUUAGGGGGAGGUGGCAGAGUGGGGUGGGGGAUGUGGGAUGGGGGUUGGUUCCACGUUGGCCGCCAGGGCUGCUCCUCCCCGCCCCCCCCCCCCCAAGUCCUCUGGAGCCUCCAUCUUCCCUCUUUCUCUGCACCCACCCUCUUCAGCUUGGCUUUCAGAGUCCUGUGUCAAAUCCUUGGCAGGGAGCAUCCUUGGCGGGGAGCUGAAGGAGAGGAGAGGUCUUCCUCCCUCUCCCUCCCCUUUCCGCCACCGUCUCCUCCUGGAGCUUCGCUUUCUUCCUCUUGGUUUCUGGCCCCCCCCCCUUUUUUCCUUCUGUCUUCUCCUGCCUCCGUUCCUCUCCCUGCUGACGUGGCUGAUCCCCUCUCCCACCCCAACCUGCAGGCGGCUGGCCAGGGGGGCAGGCGCCAGCCGUAGCUGUAAAUAGAGCGCUGCGCUUUUGUGCCGGUUUGUGUGUGUGCUGUAUUUCUGUGUUUUGAUAGAAGUCACACAAAAAAAGGAUAAAAGUCACCCUUUCCCCUCCUUCAGAUGGUUGCCCCUUCCAUUCCUCUGGACCCAGGGGCACGCAGUCUGACACACCUACACACUGUGGCAGUGUCUCUGGGUCCAUAAAGGAUACCAUUCCGGUCCCCUCCCCCAAUGGUGAAAUGACAUAGCUACCCCCGCAGCUAAACUGAGGUCAGACCACCUAGGCUUCCACCUGGUGAGCCCCAGCAGGGCUGAGACCCCCAGGGCAGCAGCCUGUCCGCUGCUGAGUGAUUCAGGAGAACGCGUGCACGUGCGGGUGUGCUUGCCCCACACAGGUGACACAGGGCCCUGGCUUCCCAGCUGUGGAUGUCUGGUGUCCCCUGCUGCUACAUCUUAGCCAGAACUUGAAGUCCUUGGUCCCCAGUUUGGGAUGAAGGAAAGGAGGACGAGGCGGAGGCUGCGUGGUCCCCUCGUGUGGAGCCGUGGAGGAGCGCAAGGGGGCCUGGGUGGUCCUGUGCCUGCUGUGGUGGCUCUGGGCCAGGUAGCCCCGAGGGCCCUGCCUCUCCCGGAGGCUGCUGCCUACUUCUUAUCACCACAGGAGGCAAGAAGAGGGUUUGGCCGAGUCAGUCUGUCUCCCUCCAGCCUCCACCCGCUGAGGAUGGAAUAGAGAAGGAGUUGGAUGCAGAGCAGAAGAGGGUCUUCCCGCUUCUCUCUGCCUGCCUGAUUACUGGCAGGGUCCCUCUGCCCAGAGCUCAGGGCUCUGUGCCCACCCAGGCGCAGCCACUGCCUUCCCCCUCAGCCCCGGCUCUUUCCCAGUAGAGCUCCCCACCCGCGUCUGGUCAGAGUUGAAGCCAUACACGAUUGGGUGUUUUGCCCCCUCGGCCCCAGGAGUAAAACACUUCUCCUUUUCUCACUUCCUUUCCUACCUUGUGAGGUGGCAGGGCAGUUCCCUGGCUGAGACGCCUUUCGCACCCCGCCUCCAGGGCCAUUUCUGGACAAGGUGUCUUCUGCCGUGGCCCCGUCCCCAGCCUUCCUGACCUGUGGGCCUGGUCUCCCAUUGGCAGCUGUGAUACAAAGGGAAUUUGUCCCCACUUCUCCCAGUCUGGUGCUGUCCUCAGCCCCUGUCAGCCAGGUCAAGCGCUUCCUCUGGGGCUGGCUGCGGGCUCCAGCCUCCCCCAGCCCCUCCCAGGGGCCAGGGCCUGGUCCCCUGUGUUCAGGGGCCACCUGCCCUCAGCCCCGCCAGACAUGUUCCUGCCCUGUCUCAACCUGGGCCCCGUGCCCUUGAGCCCCCCACCCGUGACCCAAGACUCCCCACGCCGACUCUUAAGUGUUUCCUGCCCAGAGGAGAGACGGGUCAGACUGAAAAGGGCCCGAUGCCCUCCCCCUCUCCCUCUCCUCCCACCUCUGCCACCAGACUAGCUUUCCAAGGUGAACUCCACAGGCCAGCUAAUUCCCUCCAUCCAUGGCCACACCCCCAGCCAUUUUGUACCAUUAUAUAAAUAUAUAAAUAUAAAUAUAAAUAUAUAAAUACAAUAUGUGAAGACAUCUUCUUGGUUUUUAUUUUGAAACAAUUUUUAGGCUUGUUCGGGGGUCUCUGUGCUGCCUGUACUGUAUUGACCUGUUUUAUAGGUGCCUUUUUAUUAAAAAGAGAAAAUUAAAAAUCCA
Messenger RNA from Hippopotamus amphibius kiboko, 10338 nucleotides. It is a transcript of the gene BCL9L, whose product is annotated as BCL9 like. Gene Ontology annotation, molecular function: beta-catenin binding; transcription coactivator activity. Gene Ontology annotation, cellular component: beta-catenin-TCF complex. NCBI's taxonomy places the organism in Eukaryota, Metazoa, Chordata, Mammalia, Artiodactyla, Hippopotamidae. The transcript has 9 exons. Bases 3555 to 8039 code for a protein of 1494 amino acids. Gene Ontology annotation, biological process: negative regulation of transforming growth factor beta receptor signaling pathway; positive regulation of transcription by RNA polymerase II; canonical Wnt signaling pathway. The record is from RefSeq and is a predicted model, not a curated record.